Messenger RNA from Symbiodinium sp. CCMP2592, 1599 nucleotides. The record is from the annotation of a GenBank genome assembly. NCBI's taxonomy places the organism in Eukaryota, Dinophyceae, Suessiales, Symbiodiniaceae.
AUGGCCUGGCGACUUCAGGCCGGGGAAGUGGUUUCGCUUUCAGCAGUGCCUGGAGUGGAAAAGCUGUCCCGAAGCCAGCAUCGGGUGGCACUGUAUCCACGGGCACGUAGUCCCGUAGACUUGGUGCCAUUGUGGGCAUUUGCUUCCAUGCCAGAGGUUUGGCUCAAUGUAUGUUGUAUAGAUCGGCCGAAGAUGAAAAUCUUCAGGAUGCCGGGCAUGCACCCCUCGCGUCACGCAUGUGGAUUGGAAUCUUCGCCGAGUGAGUCGACAGGGUCGCAAACCACAGAUUGCCCAGCGGAUACCUGGAGCAUCGAAACGUGCUCUCCAGCUUACAGCCAUAACGCCGAGAAUUGGAGCCGCUCGGAGGUACGCCACCCGGCCGGAUAUCCAGUUCCUCCCGGCUGGGAUUUCGUGGGUGAUGCAGGCCCAGCACUCCAGCAAGAAUCAGGCAUGGGCAGACAGCCAAACCGCACGUGCAUCGUAUCAGGCCCUGCUGCGCCAGCAUGUACAGAUGUUACGACGGUUACGAACGAUGUUUUUGCUGGCUUUGCCGGCAAGGGCUUGGCAGCGGAAGUGCAUGGCUUCGGUGCCUCGACUGCGCAGCAGAUGCCGGCGCCAGCGUCAUUUGGAACAAGCCAUGAUGAUGUGUCACUGCAGAAGCGGAUCAACAAGGACCUCACGACGGCCGCCAAGUCUGAGGACGAAGAUCCCGUCUCUGAGGUACUUCGAGUCGCCGCAGUUCAUCUGCACCAUCUGAACAGUGUCAACCUGUCGACUGCGGUCCACCGCCUGGCUCGGGCAUGCGAAGGCUCCAAAGCAAAAGCGAAUCGUGUCAAGACGGAUCCGAUUUUCCUUCUCAUGCUCGAGGUGGCCGAGCACAAGGCCCAGCUGGAGUUACAUGGCCAAGCGGACAGCAUGCCUAGCAAUUGCUGCACGAUCGUCACCUGGUCUUGCGCUGUGCUCCGGUUCUUCCGGCCGAGCCUCUUCACAGUCCUGGCCCGAGUGGCUGCAAGAGAUCUCCAGGAGUGCCAGUGCUAUGAACUCACGAACCUCUUGUGGAGCUUCGCGGAGCUUUGCAAACGACAGCCGACGAUGGCUGAAGACAUGGGCGACACCAUCCAGGAGUUGGUGCAGGCAGCCGCGAGCUCCUUCCUUCAUCGCAGGCCGAAGGCCUGGACGAUCAAAGUCCUAGUCUCCGCAGUGGUGUCGCUGACGUACAUUCCAUGCAAGGACUUCUGUGCCAAGUGGUUCAUUAUCAGCCUCGUGCAGGAGCUGGCCGAACGAAGCGAAGAGGCGCAGGACACCAACCUGGUGCCAGUGGUGGUGGCCUUCGACACAUUGCGCACCAGGCACUUGCAGGUCUUUCGGGACAUCUGCAAUGCCAUGAGCAGACAGCAUCCUGAUUUUGUCAUGCGAUACAUGUAUGGCGGUGCCCGCCAAAACCGAAAUGCUAAGCAGCAUACGAAGCGGCCGAAGGGCCAAGGUGCGCAUGCCUACGGCAACAGUCUACAUGUGCUGGCACCGGCGCUGCUGACGUGCUGCCCAAGCUUUUGCAGGAUGGAGUCCGGAUGCCUGUCCGCACCAUGCAUCUUCAGGUGA